Thecamonas trahens ATCC 50062 is the source of this 1236-nucleotide messenger RNA. Its product is annotated as RNA pol II accessory factor. Gene Ontology annotation, biological process: positive regulation of transcription elongation by RNA polymerase II; transcription elongation by RNA polymerase II. The record is from RefSeq and is a predicted model, not a curated record. Gene Ontology annotation, molecular function: RNA polymerase II complex binding. Bases 1 to 1236 code for a protein of 411 amino acids. Lineage: Eukaryota; Apusomonadida; Apusomonadidae. Gene Ontology annotation, cellular component: Cdc73/Paf1 complex. The transcript has 2 exons.
AUGAGCCAGGAGCCCGACUACCUGGUGCUGCUGCACGAGUACACCCAUGGGCGGGUGGCGGUGGACGACAAGCGCGAGGCCCGCGAGCUGGAGUUCUCGCCAAAAGACGGCCCGUCGCACACGGCGGCGUACGACACGCCCGUGGGCAUGGUGUACAAGACCAAGUCGGUUGCCUUUCCGCUCAUUCAGUUCUGGAUUCUGGCUUCCGAGCUCGGCUCCGAGUCGUCGUCGUCGUCGGUGACCAGCGACUUUUACGCUGUCACCGCCAAGCGCGGCCUCGCCCAGGACGGUCUCCUCGACUUUCUGCAGGCCAAGCACGUCCGCGCCAUGCUCUUUGCGGACGGUAUUGACCCGGCUGGCGACGUGGUGCCGCUCUCGCUGGCGGGGGGUGCACCUGCCACUGAUGCCGCCACUGCCGCCCCGGCCGCCGAGCCAGCACCAGCCAAGCGCUCGCACUCGGACAUGGUGGCCGGAGGCGCCACGACUGGGCUCGCAAGUGCCGGCCCUGGUGGUAACGACGCCGCCUCAGAGGGCACGCCGGCCAAGCGCCAGAAGACGCUGGCUGGCGCGAGCGGCGUGGGCGACCGGGCUUCGAGCGACCUGCAUGCCGACAUGGUGGCUGGCAUGAGCGACGACGAGGUGCUGCGGCUUGUCCAGCGCAAGGAGCGCCACAUGCACACCCGCAAGUCGGUCCUGCAGUGCGCCUCGGGCCUCCCAUUCUCACGGGUGCUUAAGGUUCUUGACGACACGCUCAACGCCGAGAAGGCAGCCGCCGAAGCCGCCAAGGCCGAGAAGGACGCCGGUUACUCGCGGUACAACGUCGACGAGAAGAAGGCGCUCGAGGCCGCCGGCAUUGCUGCCGGCGACUUUGGCAUCAACACGUCGGCGUCGUACCUGCCUGGCUUUGGCUCGGCGCCGGCACCGGCGCCCGCCGCGCCGUCGGCGCCCAAGCCGGCCUCGCGCUCCAAUUCGUCCGCCGCCCUCCCCAAGCACGCACCCAAGGGAAAGCCUAUCAUCCUUGUUCCUGGAGGCGCGUCGACGCUCAUUAACCUGUACAACGUUCGCGACUUUCUGGAGCGUCACUCGUUUGUGACCGCCGAAGAGAAGCGCGCCGCCGGCGGCCGCCGCAACCCCAAAACCGUUGUCGUCCGCCAGCGCGGCGACGAGCGUGUGCCGUACCGCGUCGAGGACGACCCCAACAAGCUGACCAGCGACGAGUCCCAAGUGGCAGUUUAA